AUGCCGUCGACAGCCCGGCCUGCGCGCGGCUCGCGUGAUGGCGCCCGCCCGGCGCGACCCGUGCGCAGGCGCCCCGGCCAGACCCGCGCGGAGCCGAAGGGCGCCGCCGCCGGGACGUCGCCGGUCACCGUGGAGGAGGUGCUUGCGGCAGCCCAGAGCCUCUACGUGGACGGCCUGAGACCGUUCGGCCGCAUCCUGCGCAAGCGCAUUGCCGAGCGGCUGCUGGCCGCAGGGUGGGGCGUGCAGGACAUCGACAUGGCCUGCCUGCGCGCCGCCUGCGCGGCGUGCCCCUGGCUCCGGGUCGAGGACACGGAGGGCGGCGACUGGGCGGCGACCUUCGCCGGCUUCCCAGACACCUUCGUCGACAUCUACAGCCCCGAGGACCCGUACCCGGCAGAGCUGUGGCAGAGCGCUGCGGCGUACUUCGAGUCUCUGGACGACGAGCACAUGGUUCUGCCCGGCGGCCGCUACUCGUGCGCCCAGGAGCUUCUGUCGCGCGGCUUGGGCUUCUUGUCGGGCUACUCCUUGGGGCAGGUGAGCCACGUGGUACAGCUGGCCAUCUCCCAGAAGCGGCUGCUGGGCUACCUCAACGGCGCCGUGGUGCCCUACGGGCGCUCGGGCUCCCGGGCGAAGGACUCCU
This is a messenger RNA of Prorocentrum cordatum, 640 nucleotides long. The record is from the annotation of a GenBank genome assembly. NCBI's taxonomy places the organism in Eukaryota, Dinophyceae, Prorocentrales, Prorocentraceae.